Messenger RNA from Pistacia vera, 1607 nucleotides. Its product is annotated as carboxyl-terminal-processing peptidase 1, chloroplastic. Gene Ontology annotation, molecular function: endopeptidase activity; protein binding; serine-type peptidase activity. Bases 95 to 1522 code for a protein of 475 amino acids. Gene Ontology annotation, biological process: proteolysis. Lineage: Eukaryota; Viridiplantae; Streptophyta; Magnoliopsida; Sapindales; Anacardiaceae. The record is from RefSeq and is a predicted model, not a curated record. The transcript is spliced from 12 exons.
ACUUUCAGAUGAUCCAAACACUCUGUAUCUUAUUCUUAACCUCCAGUUACUUGAACCUGAAGCUCCAAUCAACUCACAUCUUCAUCUGCGCAAGAUGAGGAUUCUACUCUGCAACGCCUCCUCUUCACUACUCCCUCUCUCUCCAUCCUCAACUCCAGCUCACAAACCUCCACUCCUUCACGCCACCACUUCCAACAGCAACUGCUGGCCGAAUAAAGCACUAAAGGCUCUCUUCACCGGAGCUCUCUCGCUCAAUCUUUUGCUCUCUUCACCGUCUUCACUCGCGAUAGACUCUCCGUCUCUACAGUCAACCUCACCUUCACCUUCUGACGUUUCUUUAACUCAGUCUUGUCGCGAAGACGACGAGAUAGAAGCGUUGGCUCAGAGUGAGUCUCAAGUGGUGACGAAUGAAGGAAUUGUGGAAGAGGCUUGGCAGAUUGUUAAUGAUAGCUUUCUUGACACUGGACGCCAUCGCUGGACUCCACAAAACUGGCAGCAAAAACGGGAGGAUAUUUUGGCUUCUUCAAUUCAAACAAGAUCAAAGGCGCAUGGUAUGAUUAAAAGAAUGUUGGCCAGUUUGGGCGAUCCGUAUACUCGUUUUCUUUCGCCUGCUGAGUUCUCCAAGAUGGCGAGGUAUGACAUGUCUGGUAUUGGGAUAAACCUUAGGGAGAUUCCUGAUGAUAAUGGAGGUGUAAAAUUGAAGGUACUGGGACUUAUCUUGGAUGGUCCAGCGCAUGUUGCUGGAGUAAGACAGGGUGAUGAAGUCUUAGCUGUCAAUGGAGUGGAUGUUAGAGGAAAAUCAGCUUUUGAAGUGUCAUCUUUAUUACAAGGCCCCAAUGAAACAUUUGUAACAAUUGAGGUCAAGCAUGGCAACUGUGGACCAAUUCAAUCCUUAGAAGUCCAAAGACAACUUGUUGCCAGAACCCCGGUCUUUUACCGGUUGGAACAAAUAGACAAUGGCUCUACUUCUGUUGGGUAUAUGCACCUAAGAGAGUUCAAUGCUUUGGCUAGAAAAGAUUUGGUCACAGCAAUGAAGCGACUUCAAGACAUGGGUGCUUCAUUUUUCGUUCUGGAUCUUAGAGAUAAUCUUGGUGGACUAGUACAGGCUGGAAUUGAAAUUGCCAAACUCUUUCUGAAUGAAGGGGAAACGAUCACUUACACAGUUGGAAGGGAUCCCCAGUACCAAAAGACUAUUAUUGCAGAUUCUUCACCAUUGGUUACCGCUCCUGUUAUUGUUUUGGUGAACAACAAAACUGCUAGUGCAAGUGAAAUUGUUGCCUCUGCACUUCAUGAUAACUGUAGAGGCGUUCUUGUGGGAGAAAGGACUUUUGGCAAGGGAUUGAUUCAAUCUGUGUUCGAACUUCGUGAUGGAUCUGGUGUGGUUGUCACCAUUGGGAAGUAUGUCACACCAAAUCAUAUGGACAUAAAUGGCAACGGAAUCGAGCCUGAUUAUGGAAGUUUCCCAGCUUGGAAUGAUGUCACCCAACAUCUUUCACAGUGCAACAUGCAUCGGCAAGGGUAAAAAAACAGUUUUUCGGAUGGGCUCUGUAUUCUGCUUUCCCUCGCAUGUCAAAGCUGCCACGCCCGUCCUGAAAAAUUAUUGUCUG